CCCGACAAUGCGGGGUUAGACCCAGUGCGCGGGUGUCCUAACCCUAAGUAAGCCCGUAAUAAUACGGGGUCGCCUGGUCCAAGUCUGGGGAAGACAUUCGAUUUACCACUUGGAAAUGUGGUCCAAGGCAGGCUCCGAACGAGACCGCCGGCGGGAGGGGGACAUUGCGUGCUAUUCGUGCCGCCGGCGCAAGGUCAAAUGCGACCGCCAACGGCCUCAGUGCCUAGUUUGCCUUGAAACUUCUCAGGAUUGCUGCUAUCCUGAGCGCUCUUUGAAACCGGGGCCCAAACUAGGGUCCUCGAAGCGGCCUCGCAAACGAACACUCCAACAAUCAGACAACGAUGGAUCGGAAACAUCGCCGAAAUCAAACGCUCCCAGAGAGAGCCUUGAGACCAGCUCUAAAACUCCUGGAAUUCCUCCUGCCCUUAAGACCACACUCGAUGCUGGAGCCGGCACUUUGGGUGAGAAGGGCGUGAGCAGCAUGAAAACUGCGUCAGAUCCACGUUCUAAUAUUCACGAUCUCUCCUUCAUCUUACACCCUGCCCAUGAAGCUGCGUCUCCCGAGAAUAAAGAGCCGACUCCACCAGAAACCACCUCCAGGGAGUUGCAUUGCAUGAAAUUUGAAGAUGCUUGUGCUGCUCUAGGGGUUACUGUAACUAGUAUGGCUACUAUAGUCAACAUCUACUUCAACAACAUGGUUGCGAUAAGCCUUUUCCAGGAGCCGAAAUUCGCCCAGCAGGUGCAUGAUGAAGUUCCAACCACCCACAUCAGCGCCCUGUUUGCUGCGAUUGCAGCCUACGCUGCCCGGCUAUGCCCAGAAGAGGUUAUGGAACAGUGCGUCACCUUACCUGAUGAAAACAUUUCACCCGCAGAGUAUUUUCUGGCACUCGCGUUCUCCCUUACUGAUACAGCAUUGGCCGAGUGCGGCGACAAACCACCCUCCUUGCGGAUCAUACAAGCGUUAACCAUCGCAACACAUCUUCAGCUCACAAAAGGUGUUCGAGGGAGGGCGUGGAGAUCUCUCGGUACGUGUAUUAGAUUGGCCUAUGAGCUGAACCUACACCUAGUCGAUGCCACCCCAGACGGCUUUGACAACCUCGAGGUACAGCAGUGGACCUCGAAGGAGGAGAUGAGGCGACUAUGGUGGGCAAUUUGGGAAAUGGACGUCUUCGCCAGUACUAUUCGACGUACGCCUCCCGCAAUCGAUUGGUCUCAAAUUGAGACCCUGCUCCCUGUGUCGGACGAGCAUUGGUUCAAUGGCCAGCCCCAGGCUAGCUGCUUCAUGGAGCGAGAUCCAAUCCGUCGAUGGAAGGCGCUGCAGGAAAGUGGUAAUCAUUCGCCCAAAGCCUGGUUCUUGGUGGUGAAUUCCUUUAUGAAGCAGGCCCAGGCAAUUUCGAGUCCCCGAAGCAUUCCACCUCGUGCUCCUCCUUAUCAUCAAACAGACGUCGAGAAGGAUUCAGGCUCCAGAGUUGCUGCAAGUCCGGACAUAGUGGCCGACAUCGCAACCCAGAAGUUGGGUACUCUGGCAAACUGCCUGCAGUGCUUCACGUCAGUCCUGCCGGAGACACUUCGAUAUCGCAACCAGUAUCUCAGCUUCGAGGCCCGCGCUCCUGGUCAGCUCACUUCCACACGGCAACAGCACUGCGCUGUUUAUAACAUCUACGUCAUGGUGCAGCUGGCUAAACUCAUGAUACAUCGAUACGAUGUUUUUCGGUGUCUUGACUCGGUAGCCAAGCCACACCACGAGUACGGCAAUGCAGAAGCAGAAAAGUCGAAUUCCACCCUUGACCAAGGGGCGUCCGAAGCGGAUAACCUGGCCCUGGCCCAGUACUUCGAGGCAGCCGACAAUAUCCUUUCAAUCGUCACCCGAAGCUGUGAUGACCACGUUCGAUUUAUCAAUCCCUUUUUAUCAAGCACAAUCUGGCUUGCGGCCGCAGUCCAGGUAUUUCGACAAGAGUUCGAUCAGGGUGAAACGCAGCGCGCCUUCUUGAGAUCCAAGUUUGAAGUGUUGUAUAUGGUGUACACAAAAUGUGUCUCCUGGUGGAAAACCCAUACAGCUAUGGAGCAAAAUCUGGAAUUCCUAGCAACGCAGCUUGAACGGUAUCGCGGGGCCAAAGACUCUUGCAACAGCCCCCUGGACAGGCUUUCGGGUGCGUCAGGCGCAGCCCAAUCUAAACAGGUGCCACCUCACCGAAACCAUUCUCCCCAAAGUGACACUCCUACUCCGUUGACAAGCAUCAGAAAGCUCACUGGAUUUGGCAAUUGUAAAGGACUUUCUGGGGGUGUAAUGCUCGGCAGUGACAUCUCCAGUGUCCACAAUACGGUCCCAGUUGACAUGUUGGCUGCUCAUCCUUCACCGAUAGGUAUGGCUAACUCUGGGCUCGGUGCUUACUGCACUGAAUCCGAUGUCUCAGCUUCAGACGGGAUAUCUCCUGCUUUGCCAUUCACCCAGGGCCCAUUCAGCAUGAACGAUCUUUGGGCACUGGAUGGCGUGCCGCCUCAAUAUUCUGAUACCACAGAGUUCAGAAGAGAUAAUCAUUCCCACGCUCAAGGAGAUCCAUCUGCCGAGUAUUUAGAUUCUCUGCUCUCUACCAGACCAAACCAAGAAGCCUCAUUCGCACGAUUCUUGGCUGGCGACCUAAACUUUGGCAACGACCUGUCUCUCGAGCUCUCCACUAACAUUCACGGCUUGUUAUCGGGGCACUCUAUGUAUUGAUAGUAUUAAAUCGCAGAUGCAUCCUUAUCCAAGCUCAAGCCAGCUCUGUAG
Molecule: messenger RNA, 2767 nt
Organism: Aspergillus versicolor CBS 583.65
Lineage: Eukaryota; Fungi; Ascomycota; Eurotiomycetes; Eurotiales; Aspergillaceae
Exons: 6
Coding region: 116-2716 (866 amino acids)
Biological process (GO): regulation of DNA-templated transcription; DNA-templated transcription
Cellular component (GO): nucleus
Molecular function (GO): zinc ion binding; DNA-binding transcription factor activity, RNA polymerase II-specific; DNA binding
Source: RefSeq, a predicted model, not a curated record